AUUUUAUCCUGAGAAUACUGUUCAAGAAUUAAACUUACCCGAAUUUGAAGAUAAGGAUGUGAUACUUGCUACAGGAAAUUUUUGCAUCGUCGAAAAUAUAGACCAAAAUAAUGAAAAAUAUUCUAUUCUAAAAAUUACCUUAAAUGACAUUAUUCGCUUCGAUACUCUCAACUCUAACAAUUUACCUGCAUCCCCAAUAUUAAUCAACAUGACUGCAAUGGUUCGCGAAGACCCAAAAAUUGACAAUGAAGAUGUAGUCAUCGAUGUCAUGACUAGGAAUUACAUUGAUCAAGACAACAAUAACAUCAAUAUCACAUGUUAUCACCUUGCAUCCACACACUAUUUAACAAAUGUAACUGCCUCUGUGCAAAAAGAUUCUGUAUUAUAUAUUAAUGGAGAACUUAUGAUUACUGAUGACGAAAACAUAGUUCAUAUACAUAAUGUUUCAUUCCCGGAAUAUUAA
This is a messenger RNA of Dentiscutata erythropus, 463 nucleotides long. The record is from the annotation of a GenBank genome assembly. NCBI's taxonomy places the organism in Eukaryota, Fungi, Glomeromycota, Glomeromycetes, Diversisporales, Gigasporaceae.